GUGAUUGGUGGAUGUGGAUUACGUCACGCAGACUGGCAGCGAGUUAGGCUGCGCUGUAUCGUUACUCUCUGAUGUGUCCGAUUCCAGGAAGUGAAGUUUGUGAACAGCUCGAGUGAGAGGAGAUCAGGAUGACCACUUUAAUUCGGCGUGGACGAAGGGCAGAGGAGAGCCAGGAGAAGAGGACGGAUUCUGACGAUUCAGGCAAAGAUAAUGACGACGACUCCUCAUCAGACUGCAAGGACAUGAGGCUCACUCUAAUGGAGGAAGUUCUGCUUCUGGGUCUGAAAGACAAAGAGGGCUACACAUCCUUCUGGAAUGAUUGCAUCUCGUCUGGACUGCGUGGAGGAAUUCUGAUCGAGCUGUCACUGCGAGGUCGCAUCAUUCUGGAGCCUGCCACUUUAAGGAAGAAACGACUUUUGGACCGAAAGGUACUGCUGAAAUCUGAUGCACCAACCGGAGACAUUUUAUUGGAUGAAACCCUGAAGCACAUGAAGGCCACAGACCCUGCCGAAACAGUGCAGAGCUGGAUCGAGUUACUGACUGGUGAGACCUGGAACCCAUUCAAACUGCAGUACCAGCUUCGUAAUGUCCGAGAACGUAUUGCCAAGAACUUGGUGGAAAAGGGAAUACUUACCACCGAGAAACAGAAUUUUCUGCUGUUUGACAUGACCACGCACCCAGUCACCAACACUACCGAGAAGCAACGCCUGGUAAAGAAACUUCAAGAAUCCCUUCUGGACAAGUGGGUCAAUGACCCUCAUCGCAUGGACAAACGGACAUUGGCUUUGUUGGUGCUGGCUCAUUCUUCGGAUGUUUUGGAGAAUGCUUUCUCAACCCUGCCAGAUGAUAAGUAUGAUAUGGCCAUGAACAGAUCCAGAGAUCUAUUGGACCUGGACCCAGAUAUCGAAGGAAACAAGGCCAAUGCCUCAGAAAUGAUAUGGGCUGUGCUUUCAGCCUUCAAUAAAUCAUAAGCAAAGGGGAUAAGAAAUAACAACUCAACUUUAUAAGGAUUAACUCCAAUCCAUCUCCAGCUUGUAUGGUGGGGUAGGAGGAGGAUUGAGCUCAAUGACCAUGCUUUAGCAUGGAGUCUUGGAACUAAUAAACUUUGUUACCCCGCCUUCUGAUCUACCCCGACAUCAGCUCCAACACUUUUUAAGAAUAACCAGUUAGUUCGCAAAGCACGUUUUCAUGACCAGAAUCCCGAGUAGGUGCUGAGUUAGGAGAUUAGUACAGCUCACACAACUCCACCACUGGGAGAAACCGGGAAUGGCUUUUGGUCAUUCUGAAUCAUUCUCUUCUGCACCUUGUUAUGUUUUCGAAAUGUAAAGUAAUACUUAAUAAAGCCAGAAAUGGAGGUCAUAACACACUUGUAUUCUCCUAGAACAUUAUCGAGGCUUUCCCAUUCUUUUUUUUUUGUGAGCUAUUCAGGUAACGGAUGUGUAGGUAAAACCUUUUACCCACAAAGAACCUGGAUCUCAGGACUGCUCAUAUGAAUCUACUUUGCACAAAGAGGUCCCUGCACAUCCUUAACAUCCUCACCUAAUUUAGUUCUACAGAUCGGUGUUCCGUAGUGUCUCUCGUUGCCACAUUCAAUGAACUAUAGAAUUCUCCACCAGUUGUUGAGCAGACCAAACCCUCCUGUUUAACCACCGAACUCGGUGUAGGCUCAGACAGAUAUAUAAACCUAUAAGGGGCUACAGCGACCAGUAAUGCAGAUUAGGGCAUAUAGACCGCAUCACAUAGGUUUAGUUUUACAUAUAUACAUAUAUAUAUAUUUUUUUUGUUCACCUUUUAGCCCACAAAUCUUUCUCCAAGUAUGCAUAUAUCUGUCUUCUCUUUUUUUUUUCCAUUACAUAUCUUGAUAACAAAAGCAUUUUCCUUUAAGACCCAUGUGUCACUUUUUGUGGUGGUCCACACUGUUGGGGAUAUGGGGACGUCUCCCUGAUAGGUUUCCUUUUUUUUUUUCCUUUUUUUUUUUCAUAUGGAUUACUAGACAUUAACUGUUAAUUAAACCAAAACUACCACACUGCUUGGCCAAAUCGAUCGUCUCUCAGGAUCAUGGGAGUUUAAGUUCAACAACUAAAGAGUGAUUAUGGCCAGGUCUACUCCAUAUAAAUUACAAUUAUGCUUAACAUCCAGUGUGUGUGCCUGAUUUUUUUUUUUUUUGCUAUGUUAAUUUCAUUUUUUUAUUAAAUGUUUUGUUUGUGUUUCCCUCCCCCAGAAGCCAUUUCAUCACUUGUGAUUUAUGUAUUGUUUUCUAUCUUUUAUGAUCAUUUCCUCUUACUCUGAUCUUGAAUAUCAAAGUGUGAUUGUGAUAUACAUGUUUUUUUUUUUUUUUCUUCUUGUCAUUAUUGCAGUGGGUUUACAAAUCCAUACGUAGGGUUAUCGGAUAUAUUUUAUUAACUUUCUUUGGUAAAGAUAUGGUAGGGCCAAAGUUAAGCAAUGGCAAAGAAUAUGUAUAAUCAGUUACGUCUUUGAUGCAUAUUUCCAAUAAAUUCUGUAUAGUAUUUUAAA
This is a messenger RNA of Pelobates fuscus (common spadefoot toad), 2514 nucleotides long. RefSeq names its product golgi phosphoprotein 3 like (gene GOLPH3L). NCBI's taxonomy places the organism in Eukaryota, Metazoa, Chordata, Amphibia, Anura, Pelobatidae. Gene Ontology annotation, cellular component: cytosol; trans-Golgi network; Golgi cisterna. The record is from RefSeq and is a predicted model, not a curated record. Gene Ontology annotation, biological process: Golgi organization; Golgi to plasma membrane protein transport; retrograde vesicle-mediated transport, Golgi to endoplasmic reticulum. Gene Ontology annotation, molecular function: phosphatidylinositol-4-phosphate binding. The transcript is spliced from 5 exons. The coding region runs from base 129 to 971 and encodes 280 amino acids.